Mixia osmundae IAM 14324 is the source of this 2721-nucleotide messenger RNA. RefSeq lists its product as uncharacterized. Gene Ontology annotation, molecular function: triacylglycerol lipase activity. The record is from RefSeq and is a predicted model, not a curated record. NCBI's taxonomy places the organism in Eukaryota, Fungi, Basidiomycota, Mixiomycetes, Mixiales, Mixiaceae. The transcript is spliced from 8 exons. Bases 1 to 2721 code for a protein of 906 amino acids.
AUGAAGCGGCCUCCGCCUGUCAUCAUCAUCGAGCCAGGCGAGGAAGAUGAGUCAGAGGCAGAUCUCUCCGGCUUCACAGCCUCGCAUGCGAACCUUACGUCCUCGCUCUCAACCGAGUCAGACGACACUCGCACAGAGACAGACAACGAAGACGAAGACGAGAGCGAGGCUUUCUAUGACUUUGAGGUCGCAAGAGAAGGGAGUGUAGCCGCCUCAUCAACAACAAGACGACACUCCACGGGAGAUCUAGAGCUCGGCUGGACAAGCCCAAGCGAGGGCGCAAACAUACUCCACGAGCAGACAGAGCUGGCUUCACUCUUGUCGGGCACCGCGAUAGACGAUAGCGAUAAUGAGGAAGAGGAUGCAGCCGUGACUGCAGUAUCGCCCGUGCUCAGUUCGCCCAGGAAGCGACGAGCCUCUGUCGCUUCUUCGGUACCUUCGAGCAUCCACGAGCAGGGCCUCUUCCCGCAUCUCCGUGUAGCCGCUGCUCGACGCUUCCCGCGCGCGUCUAAAGCGCUCCACAAAAUCAACCUACAUAGAUUCUUAGAUGAUACGUCGCCAGCUCCACAUACCUUUCAUGAGGGUAUGACUCGCUCGAUCGCUCCUCCCAAUCAUAGAGAGAAUACUGCUUUGCACGCGAUCAAGGAUAGUCUGUCGUUGCCACAUUUGCCGAGUAUGCCUGAAUGGCCUUUUACUGCUUCCCUAUCGCUGCCGACUGCUAUACGAUCCUUCACAUUUGGAUCCAGUUCACUGAGCGCUGCUGUACCGCCUGUCGACAGUAGCUUGUAUCCGCAGGUCCCUUCACCAUCUGGCGCGACAUUUGCUCGUAACGGCCAAUCAGCCUCGGAUCUACAGCUCGAUACGCUUUCACAGGACGCCUUCUCGGACUUGAGAGGGCCGGUCUUGCUCAUGGGCGGCUACCGAGGCAGCGUCUUGCGCUCGACAGCUACCGGUCAGCGCUUAUGGGUGCCUCUCAAGGUUGGCAUCGGACUGCGCAAACCAGAUCUCUCGAUUGGUCUGUCGGAAGCAGACGAAGACGCAACGACAGAGUUUGUCCGACCCGACAAGAUGGUCACCGCCGUCGCUGGCUGGAUAGAUCUCGGCCGGAGAUUGAAGGACCGACUGCGCGAACUGAAUAAAAAAGGCCAGAUCCAGUUUGUCAACUGGGGUUACGACUGGCGAAGGUCACUGCAUAAAUCCUCCGCGUUGCUGUUGGAAGAGCUCAAGAGACUCAAAGAGGAAUCACCUGAAGGUCUUGGCACCAUGGUCCUGGCUCACUCGAUGGGCGGUCUCGUUGCUCUGCAUGCGCUCAGCAGAACAGAUGAUCCAUCACUCUUUAGAGGGAUCGUCUUCGCAGGUACGCCAUGGGGUCCGACGGUCAACGCGCUCGGCCCUCUCCGACACGGCGACGGUGUGCUCUUCAACAAGGAGAUUUGCAGUCCUUCUGUGGCCUUUUCCAUGCGAAGCACCUUCUAUUUCUUGCCUGGAAAUGGCGACUGCUUUGAGGAUGAGCACGGCAAUGCCCUGCCCGUUGAUUUCUUCAAUCCGCAAGACUGGUCUCGGUACGGAUUGUCGCCCAUGACGGAAGGCAUAUACGAUCGGCAAGAUGCAGAGCAGCAUGAGAAAAGGAUGGACAAAAAGGAAGAGGCACAGACUGCGGAUGUCGAUAGCCUUGUACCGGUCUCCGGACCAGACCUCAAGCCUUCAGCGUCACUUGCUUCUGGCUCAACAAGCCCUUCGAUUUCUAUAGACUCGAGCAGACGGCCAUCCGGCAACUCUCGUAUCUCAUCUGCUACCUCGCCAUUCAGAAGAGCUGCAGGUAUGGUCGACCCUCGUGCCCGGCUCAGGAAGGAGAACAGCAGCAAUGAUCUCACCAAGGAAGGUCCGCCAGCCCCGCCAGACGCUGUCAUCAAAGACUAUCUCGAGCGGACGCUUGCAAAUGUGCAACAAUUCAGACGAGAGCUCGAGGAACCAUUCGAUCCUAAGAAAGCAUAUCCGCCUAUUGCAUUGCUCGUCUCGAACAAGACUGCCACGGUGCGGGGCGUCAUUGUCGACGGGGAAGAGGACAUCCGUUCUGGCAAUUUUACAAGACUGCUCUUCGGCGCUGGCGAUGGCAUCGUCCUCCAUAGCAGCAGUCAAACAAAGGCCAUGCCCGGCCAAUGGGCUUCACUCGUCAAAGCAGAAGUAAGAACUCAUCAUGGCCACGUGAGCCUACUGGGCGAUCUGAGAUCCGUCUCGGACGCGCUGGAUGCAAUAGAAGGCAAAAAAAGAGAGAGGAGACCGAGCAGACACUUUCACGGUUCACGAAGACGCUUGCACUUGUCAAGCACGAAUCUGUUCAAAGACUGUUAUUGCUGUCCAGACGAGGAAGAGAGGCGAAAAAGGGAGAGACCUUUUGUGUUGUGCACCAAGCUUGAACGACCAUACCCUACGCAAGACCUGUCUGCACGCAUUUCUGCCUCUUUCAGCCCUUACCAGCACUUUUCCUUCGUCAGCCUCUCGACUCGAACGGACUCGGUCUCGACCGGAGCAGGAGCCCAGCCUCGCUGUCACCCUCGCUUCCCUCUCUUGCACCGUCUGACUGGCACGGUACUUCCGUUCGUCCACGUCUCACAACGCCGAACGGGCUGUCAUCAGACCUCCGUUGGCUCGCUCGCUCGCUCGUCCGCCCUGCACGUCGACCGUCGCACCACAAUCGCCCAAGAUCAGAAGCUAGGCUAG